AUGGCCUGUCCGACUCCUGUUGCCCGAGGUCGCGCAGCUUAUAACGCAAUAUCUUGCCAUCGUGACCCCCUAUACUCUAUGCUUAACUGGUGCGAGGUGCUCACACCAGUUCUUCGCCCGAUGAUUGGCCCGUUGUGCGUGCUCCCGCGUCUCUGUAUGGGUGGCUUGUUCGCUAUACCCCAUCUCGCCAAGUUCCAUUGCCUCCAGAUCGAUCAAAUGGUCAAUAUCCACAUGAAAACUGCCCAAAGUUGUAAGCACGCAAGUAAUCCCGUGCGCUUUACCCCAUCUGCUGGCGACAUCAUGGAAAUUUUCAUUGGAAAGUUCAAGCACUAA
Messenger RNA from Penicillium samsonianum, 333 nucleotides. RefSeq lists its product as uncharacterized. The coding region runs from base 1 to 333 and encodes 110 amino acids. The record is from RefSeq and is a predicted model, not a curated record. The transcript has a single exon. NCBI's taxonomy places the organism in Eukaryota, Fungi, Ascomycota, Eurotiomycetes, Eurotiales, Aspergillaceae.